GACCCUAUGAUGUUCAGGAUUAGUAGGACCUCUAUAUCAUUAAGAUAUUAAAAGCUUAACUUUAUAAAAAACAUUGUAUUCUUCCGCCCUAAGUUUAAAAAAAAUGCCAGAUUUGGUUAUGAGGUCAACUGAAUAAUCCUCUUCACGUGUUCAAUUGCUUCUAGUUCCUGUAUCUAGUAGUCUCAAAUUUCGGAAGCUUGGAAAUUUCCACCCUUCACGGUUGCUUCAAGUUCCAGCCGGCAAGGCUGUGCCACCACCGCCGAUAAUUGGUGACAACUAUGAAUUCAAUUCACCUUGUAAUGAUGUUUCAGAAAUUUCCUCAUCUUCUCCGCAAUCCAGAAAAAGAAGAAGGGAUUUUAGUUGGAAACGAAGAAGGAAACACAAGAAGAUAAGUUCACCUUGCUUAGAUUGUAUUGUGUGGCAUUCUUCAAGUAAACUUGAAUUGGGAACAUAUAUAGAGAGGAAAUUGAUGUUCUAUGAUAGACGCUCGUCACAUUCCUUGUUUCCAAGGCAACAUAUACUAAACAGGUUGGAGCCAACAAAGUCUGGUGCAAUUUCUCUUCUAAACCAUAUUUUUGGGGUUUCUACAAAUGGUGUCGAGUCGCAAGCACUCUGUUCAUGUCUGAAGUCAAGCAACUCUACAGUGGCCUGUUCUUGUUGCAAAGCAUCGAAGUUCAAGUGUUUGAUUCAUUCAUUAAUAGGCUUGUUCAGGGUUCUCAUACGGAAUAGCCAGCGGUGCCAAUACAAAAAGUUGCUUUGGAGACAUUGCCUGAAGCCAGUUUUUGAUAAAAACAAAGCAAUUUCUAAUGGAUCUGAAAUAGAGCGUGAUUUAAUUGAUUCUUAUUGUUCGCAUAAACAAGUAGUCUCAUUUGUUUGGGCGGUAACCAGAAGCUUAGUCCCCAAUGAUUUACUUGGCGAUUAUGUCACAUGGAGAGCCUUGAGGAAAAAUAUUUCAAAAUUUGUCAAGCUGCGCAGAUUUGAAAGGUUUUCGUUGAAGCAAUGCAUGUACAAGCUAAAAUCGUCCCACUACCCAUUUCUAUUAAAAAUUUCCUUCACUGAUUGCCCUUGUGGUGGAUUAUGGAAAAAUGAUAAAACUUAUGGGAAGAGGAAGAAGCUUUGUAAAGUACUAUGUGAUGCACAAUGGUCCCUGCAAAACAAGAUAUUCAGGUCCUGGAUAUAUUGGUAUUUUUCACAUGUUGUGGUACCCUUGCUAGGAAACAACUUUUAUGUUACAGAAAGAGAGACCAGAAAGCUUGAUGUUUUUUAUUAUCCAAAAUCCACUUGGAACAAAUUGUUUAAGAGCACAGUCAGUCGAUUAAAAGAUACAAAUUACGGUGUUUUGGAUCAUGCAUCUUUGGAUAAAGUGUUAAAUGAAAGGAGAAUCAGCUUAGGGAGAAGCGCAUUUGGAUUUUCAAGGGUUAGGUUUCUCCCAAAAGAGAAGAAUGUAAGGCCUUUAGCGAAUCUCAGAGCCCCGUCAAAGUUUCUGUUUGCAGGAAAGAAAAAUUCUAUAGUUAAUGUGAAGGCAUUGAAACAGCAAGGCAGAUUUAUUUGGUUUAAGUCUGCUAAUUCUGCUCUCCGAGAGCUUUUUGUAGUUCUCCAAAUUAUAAAGGCUGAUGAUCCAGAUAAAUUAGGAGCUUCUGUGUUUGAUUAUAACGACAUGUACCAAAGUCUAUACCACUUUAUUCAUAGUGUCAGAAAGGGAUCAUCAUUUUCUUCUAAGAUGUACAUCGUUGUUGCUGAUGUAGCGAAAGCAUAUGAUUCUAUUGACCAGGAUGUGUUAAUUGACAUAAUGAAUGAUGCUAUCCCGCUCGGUACUUAUUUCUUCAGAAACUAUUCCAGGCUUUUUUGCAACAAGAAGUCCAUAAAGGCCAUGGCACAUCAAUUAUGCUCUCAUCAUUGCUACAGGAAGCAGGAGAUGCUGAAAAUUGAAGCUUCCAUCCAGCUAAGUUCAACUGGUUGCGUCUUCAUUGAUAAGGGUACUGGUGUUGAAUUCAGUAACCAGAUGUUACAACGUGUUUUAGCUGAACAUCUGAAACAUAACAUAUUGCAAAUUGGCCCUGACUAUUAUUUACAAGAGGUUGGGAUCUCCCAGGGAAGUAUAUUAUCUUCACUUCUUUGUUCGUUUUACUAUGGACAUCUUGAGAAAAAUGUCAUUUUACCCUUCCUUGAAAAAGCAUGUCAGAUUAGUUCAAGAACUGACAAAACAAAACUCGGUUUCCGAUCCAAUGAAGACCGCAGAAGCCUCCAAUUGCCAGAAAAUCAAAGGUGUCACAGCAGCAGUAACAAAUCUUUUUUAUCUGGAAAACCCCUAGCAUCCAAUUUGAAUGUAUCCUAUAUCAAUUCUGUGGAUGAAGGAAAAUAUUUCACGAAUAAUUAUGUGGCAGGAUCUUACUCAAAUUGGCUUAACAUCGAUAAACCACAAAAUCUAUUGUUGAGAUUUAUAGAUGAUUUUCUUUUCAUUUCUACCUCACAACAGCAGGCUGCUAGUUUCUUCUCACGAAUGCAGAGAGGUUUUCGAGCUUUUAAUUGCUAUAUGAAUUUUGAAAAAUUUGGUCUUAAUUUCGACAUUGAGGAGCCUUCUCUCAACAAAAGGUUUUAUGCUGGAGCAGAUGGCAUGCAAUUUAUUCCCUGGAGUGGCUUGCUUAUCAACUGUAAAAAUCUUGAAAUCCAAGCAGAUUACACCAGGUAUUGGGGCAUUCAUUUGAGUUCAACUAUUACUAUUCAUGCAUGUGCUAAGGCUGGAAGUACUCUAGAGAAGAAAUUAUGUGAUUACAUUCGUCCUAAAUGCUAUCCCUUACUUUAUGACUCCAGCAUCAACUCUCUAACAACGGUGGCAUUGAAUGCCUAUCAAGCCUUUUUGCUCAGUGCAAUGAAGUUUCACUGCUCUGUACGUUCCAUGCCCAGCAUCAGUAAACUUAAACCCUGCUACAUACUCAGCAAAAUUUUGUUCUCUUUCAGGUACAUGUACACACUCCUUAAGAAGAGGAUGCAUAGCGUGGAAAAUCGCUUCAAUGUAAAACCAAUCUUACGGCUUAAGAAGAAGGAAAUUACUAUUCUCGGUCUGCAUGCUUUCGUACGAGUGCUGAAGAAGAAACAAUCACGAUAUAAAGAACUUAUUUAUUUGCUGAGGACUAAGAUUGAUGAACUUAGACCAGAGGGUGCUUCACGACAUAUGCAAUAUGCAGUCGACGAUUCUCAUUCAUCUCUUUUUUGGAAAAUCAGGUAUUAAACUCUUUUGAAUGGUUUUUUAUAUUUAUUAUUUUUGGACUGCAUAUUAUUGCAUAUGGAUAAUUAUCACUGAAACAUAUGUUUCUAUUUAUACAACGGGGAGUUUCAUGUUAUUGUCUUGUAUGGCUGCGGUCUCCAAUUUUUUUUUAGCCGUUGUGUUUUAGCUCUUAUUAGUGUCCAAUAAAGCUUCUAAUAU
This is a messenger RNA of Phalaenopsis equestris, 3424 nucleotides long. Its product is annotated as telomerase reverse transcriptase. Bases 470 to 3229 code for a protein of 919 amino acids. The transcript has 8 exons. NCBI's taxonomy places the organism in Eukaryota, Viridiplantae, Streptophyta, Magnoliopsida, Asparagales, Orchidaceae. Gene Ontology annotation, biological process: telomere maintenance via telomerase. Gene Ontology annotation, molecular function: telomeric repeat DNA binding; telomerase RNA binding. The record is from RefSeq and is a predicted model, not a curated record. Gene Ontology annotation, cellular component: telomerase catalytic core complex.